AUGAAGUCAUUCCAAAUUAUUGCCGCCUUGAUGCUGGUCACCGUGACCUUGGCCUACGCCAGAAACGCCUACUUUGUCUUCUCUGAUAACACUGACGAGUUCACCAUCAAGCUUACCAACCCAGCUUUGAUCCAACAUGCCCGUGACCUGAUUGCCAACAGAACCCAGGACGGACGUGGAAUCAUGGGCAAAAUCAUCCCCCGUGACACCUGGUACAACUGGGAGUGGUCAUUCUACCUCGACCCAUCCACCAUCUCCUUCUUUGACAUGGCUACCGAGGUCUGCGACGCCUCCAUCUCCUACGUCGAGGAGCACCUUAACGAAGUUGGUGGCGCUCUCCUUCCAGGUCGCACCUGGUGCCCAUGGGCUUCCCACCUUGUGCGUGAGAUCUAA
This is a messenger RNA of Acytostelium subglobosum LB1, 393 nucleotides long. RefSeq lists its product as hypothetical. The record is from RefSeq and is a predicted model, not a curated record. The coding region runs from base 1 to 393 and encodes 130 amino acids. The transcript has a single exon. Lineage: Eukaryota; Evosea; Eumycetozoa; Acytosteliales; Acytosteliaceae.